Messenger RNA from Cannabis sativa, 2166 nucleotides. Its product is annotated as HVA22-like protein i. Bases 461 to 931 code for a protein of 156 amino acids. The record is from RefSeq and is a predicted model, not a curated record. The transcript has 7 exons. Lineage: Eukaryota; Viridiplantae; Streptophyta; Magnoliopsida; Rosales; Cannabaceae.
ACCGCCAAACGGUAAAGGGGUUCGUUUUCUCCUUUGAAGAAUCACAAGAAAUGCCUCUCUCUCUCUCUUUCUCUCUCUAGACUCAGUGAAUUGCGUGCAUUUUUAUAAAAGAAGCGUCCACUGCAAGAAAACUCAAAUCCCUCUCUUUUUUUAAUAAUAUUUAUUAUAAAUAUAAAUAUGGAAGAACAAUAGAAAGAUUAGUUUUUUAAGAGAAUUGAUCUCAUUUCCUUUCUUCUCAUUUUCAUUUACAGAAUCCAAUCCCCUUCUCCCAAACGAUUCAUACCCAUUUCAUCUCUCUUCUUCAUCUUCAUCUUCUUCUUCUUUCCUUUUUGGAAAUUUAAUAAACAAAAAGUAAUAAUCUGAGUCUCUGGAUUGGAUUGGACUGAAUCUCGUUACUUCCCGUCUUUACAAAAGUGAUUAUUUCGAUUAGUGGUGAAUAUAGAAAACGAGACAUUAAAGAAUGUUGGGGGAGUUGAUUUCCAGAAUCCUUGUAAUGGUUUUUGGGUAUGCAUACCCUGCGUUUGAGUGUUACAAAGUGGUGGAAAGGAACAGAGCCCAAAAUGAAGAACUUCGAUUUUGGUGUCAAUAUUGGAUCCUUGUAGCCAUUCUAUCAGUGCUAGAGAGAGUUGGGGACAUAUUCAUUUCAUGGUUGCCCAUGUAUGGAGAGCUCAAGCUGGCCCUUUUCAUCUAUCUUUGGUAUCCGAAGACCAAGGGAUCUGAUUAUGUCUACGAUGCCAUAUUACGGCCUUAUGUCACAAAGCAUGAAAUAGACAUUGAUCAUAAGCUACUGGAGUACAGAGCAAGGGCCUGGGAUUUGGCCCUUUUCUACUGGAAAAACUGUACUGAAUUGGGCCAGACAGCAUUCUUUCAAGUCAUACAAUACGUUGCUGCUCAGUCGGGAAAGUUUGGCAGCCAUAAUGAAAAACGAUGAACAGAGAAACAGAACAACCAACCAUGCCACAUCUGAUACAAUGAAAUCUAAGAUUGUUCAAGUUCAACCCCACAAAGAAACAGAGUAUGUACAUAUUGUAAAAGAAUUCAUGGCUGAACCUGUCAAACAAGAUGGUGGAGUUGCUCCUACUACUAACUCAGAAGGUGGUCUUUUUAACCAAGCUCGCCAAAGGCUUAGGCGAUUCAAACCACUCAGUUAGAAUUUGUAACACACAAAUACUUGUACAAAAAUCAACUAAAAACAAAUAGGAUAAUUGGGUUCAAAACUUCUUACUCAUUCAAAUGUAGAAAUUCAUUUCUUUCUUUCUUUUUUUUUUUAUUUAUUUAUUUUUAUUCCUGUAAUAUAUGCUGAUUUCCAUUUUAUAAAAUCAAAAAAAAAAAAAAAGAUGGCUUCUUUUUACUAGUGAUUUUCAUUACAAUUUCUCACCCAAGCAAAGAAAAAACAGAGCAUGAAAACGUAAUUAGAAAUUAUAAUCACCGUUAUCUGGCCGAACGGACUCGAAGGGCAAUGAGAAUCCGAUCAACGGCUCUGAUCAAAGUAGGAACUACGACUCGUCUGAAGAAGCCGAGACAAGACGUGACGGGGUUGUGAACGGCGGCGAGCCUGACCCAGAUACGGCCGAGGAAGUGUGAGCCGUUGGAGCUGGGAGAAGAAGACAUGGGCUGGAGGUAAGCCCAAGCGGCCUGCUUCACGAGCCGGUUGCGGAUAGAGAUCUCGUAGCCGGAGGAAACUGCCGUCGGCGAGUUGAUCCCGACGGCGGAAGGGGAAAAGGGUAAGAGGUCUUUUAAUGAAGUGUAAGGUUGGGAAGAAGAAGAAGAAGAAGAGUUCUUGAAAGAGAUGAGCUCGAAGUCUAGGGAUGGCGGCGGAUGAGCCGCGUAACCAUUUCGGUUUUGGAUUGGGAAGCUUGAGCUGUGGCGAGACUUGGCGGCGGCGGCGGCUGGAAGAGAGAGAGUGGCUGGGAUGACUGAAGAAGUGGAUAUAGAGUUACGGCGGCGGAGAUUUGAAGUUGGUGGUGGUAGCUCGGCGGAGUUGGCCAUGGCUGUGUGAUUAGUUAUUUUAAUUAUAUUUAAAUUUUCGAGAAGAGAGAAAGAGACGAUAACAAAAAGCCAAGAAAUUAAGGAAAAAAGAAACUAUGAUAUAACAAAGAAUGCUUUUGGUUUUCGUUUGGCUUUCUUAUUUUUGGUUUUUGCUUGUUUUUCAAUUAUUAUUAUGCC